AUGUCAAACGUAGCAGUAUAUACUUCAUCAGCAACUGGAAUGUUGAAGAUCAAGAAGGAUCAACAAGCUUUGAAGACUCUCUUGGAGGCCAAAGGUAUCAAAUACAUUGAAUAUGAUGUUGCUUCUGAUCAAGAGAAAAGAGAGCACAUGAAAAAAGUCAGUGGUAAAACCGAACUCCCACAAUUGUUUGUUAAUGAUAAGUUUGUUGGUAACUACGAUGACUGUCAAGCAUUGGAGGAAGUCGACCAAUUCAUGGCUCUCUUCAAUUAA
Messenger RNA from Heterostelium album PN500, 270 nucleotides. RefSeq names its product glutaredoxin. The coding region runs from base 1 to 270 and encodes 89 amino acids. The transcript is spliced from 3 exons. The record is from RefSeq and is a predicted model, not a curated record. Gene Ontology annotation, cellular component: cytoplasm. NCBI's taxonomy places the organism in Eukaryota, Evosea, Eumycetozoa, Acytosteliales, Acytosteliaceae.